AUGAGGGCCAACAACUCCUCUCGUGGGUUGAGCAGUCCCUGUUCGACGAACGAUGGAAUCUCGCCCAAUGGAUCCCCCGAUACCAAGCUUACAUCCUUCUCACCCGAGGAUGUACGAUCUAAAGGGCGUCCUGAAACCAGUGUUGCUACCUCCCUCGGCGACGCCGGAUUCCGCAGGCUGUACACAGUGCACCCAGCCGAUCCAUUUCUGGUGCCGCUAAACACAUCUAAUCGCGUGCAGCUGUCCCCAACCGCAGCAAGCUUCACCCCUAUUGGAAUAGCCGGCAGUACUGCCAGUGAUAUCCAACUUCGCGGCCGUUCGAAUAUCGGCUCCUUGAACGCUCAAGCUAAUGUUGAAUUCCGCGGAGCCAGAAACGGACCGGGGGGAGUAUAUGAGCAGGGCCUACCGAAUUAUGGGCCUAUUGGCCGUGCUCCAAUCGCUCAAAAAGGCUGCCCAACUGGCAUUUCCGCCGGACAUUUUGACGACGACAGACGUAGCCGCGCAUUUGUUAUUGAAAAUGUUCCGGCCAGUCUUAACUUCAUGUCUUUGGCUGGCUUCUUCAAUCGUCGCGAGUUUGCAACUCUCAGAGGACCAGUCCUUAAUGAACUCAGCUCCUUGGGCAAAGUGUAUGUUGCAUUUGCAGACAGUCGUGAGGCGAAAAAGGCAAUCGAGAAGGUUCGCCUUCUUCGACCUGAAUGGCGUGUUUUUCCACUUACUGCGAAGGAAUAUGUGCAGCAUUCCGAACCAUCUCUUCUCCAACAGACAUCAGAUUAUGAAGGGCAUUUGCUUGUAUCUGUGUACUACGACAGCCGAAACCCCACUUUCAAUUCGCAUACUGUAGCGCGCUCCCUCCAAGCACUUGCAACGACGUUUGGGGACCUCAAGGCAUUCGAUCUACUUCCCAGGGGACAGGACAAUGUCAGCGAGUUCCACCUCGAGUUUCAUAACACGCGUGAUGCUGAUAAUGCAAUGGUGACACUGAAUGGCACCACAGUUGAUGAUUGUAUUCUGGAGAUUGCUCUGUUCAAGCCCGACGUCACCGAAGACAGGCCAUUCAAUGUUCUGCCGAGCCCAUCUCCAGUGAAGGACGGAGGCUCACGCUAUGGUACUUCAUACCACAGAAGCUCACCCUCUGCCCCAACACGCCCGUUCAGAACGCCUUAUAUGGAGCUUAGCCCCACUGGCCGCUCCACUGUGCCUUCAGGAGAGCACGCCGGUCUUAUGGAUUGGAUGUCCAGGGCAGGAGAGAAAAACUUGCACUCGCCUCGGCGCGAGAUCAGUCGUUAUCCUGAUGCCCGUGUCAUUAGCCAAAAUGCCGUUGAUAUCGAAAGAAUUCGCCUUGGCUUAGAUGUCAGAACAACUAUCAUGCUCCGCAAUAUCCCGAAUAAAAUUGAUCAAACUAUGCUCAAGGCGAUCGUUGACGAGACCAGCCACGGGAAGUAUGACUUCAUGUAUUUGCGUAUUGACUUUGCGAACAACUGCAACGUCGGAUAUGCUUUUAUCAAUUUCGAAGACUUUGUCAAAACGCGAGCCGGGCGUUCCUGGAACUGCUUUAACAGUGACAAAGUCGCGGAAGUUUCGUAUGCUACGAUUCAGGGCAAAGAUUGCCUUAUACAGAAAUUCCGAAAUAGUUCGGUCAUGUUGGAACAUCCAUCGUUCCGUCCAAAGAUUUUCCACACCGGCACUGGGCCUCUUGCUGGCACAGAAGAUCGUUUUCCCGGACCAGACAAUCCUUCGAAAAUGCGUCGCAGCAUCGAAAAUGCUGAACAUAUUGGAUUGUUCGCACCACGUGUCGGACAGCAAUAUAGGGACGAACAACGUCGACGCCGUUCACAAUUCGAUCGUGGGACUACCGCUGCUGAACGAGAGAUCGUAUAUGUCCAGACAGUUGCUUCACAUCCCUUCGGUGUCAAUGAUGGCCUGAGAAGUGCUCCCUGCACUUAUCCUACAUCAACCAUAUGGUACGAUCCGACGAUCUCUGCGCGUGGUCCAAGAACAUCCUAG
Messenger RNA from Aspergillus lentulus, 2004 nucleotides. NCBI's taxonomy places the organism in Eukaryota, Fungi, Ascomycota, Eurotiomycetes, Eurotiales, Aspergillaceae. The record is from RefSeq and is a predicted model, not a curated record.